Messenger RNA from Oryzias latipes (Japanese medaka), 2119 nucleotides. It is a transcript of the gene pld4, whose product is annotated as phospholipase D family member 4. Lineage: Eukaryota; Metazoa; Chordata; Actinopteri; Beloniformes; Adrianichthyidae. Gene Ontology annotation, molecular function: catalytic activity. The record is from RefSeq and is a predicted model, not a curated record.
UGUGUGUGUGUGUGUGUGUGUGUGUGUGGUUUUUUUUUUAAUGCUGUGGCUACGCCUUAAACUCCUAAAACCAAACCAUGUCAUUCGAUCUGAAAUGAAAGUGAAAAGAGGAACUGUGCUGUAAUACAGUACAAACAAAGAUAAGCAGUGGAGCCUCAUUUUAAAGCUGAGAGGAGAAAGGAAACUGUUCCAGCUGCAUCUGUUCUCCUCAAAUCACUUCUUCUUUCAUUUCUCUAAAAGCUUAACUUUUUUAAGUGUUAAGAGCUGCUGUGGGUAUGGAGCCGACCAUAAACUCCCAAAACUAAUUUUAAUCUCUGACAAGAGAGCCGAGCGUGGAGGAGGAAGAUGACCUCGAUGUACAGAAGUCUCCAUGACAAUUAUAUUUCAAACAAAGGGAGGAAGACCAGUUGUGCGGUUCUGGCAGUUGUGUUGGGCUGCCUCACUGUUCUGGGCAUUAUUCUGGCAAUCGCAGUGCUGGAGAGACCGCCACCCCCCAAAAACAAAGAGACUUUUCCACAGGAGCCUGCAUGGAACAAUUCCUCCAACGACCAGUGCAGAUUUGAGGUUGUAGAGAGCAUUCCGGAAGAUUUAAAUUAUACAAAUUAUACUGGAAAUGUCACGUUUGGAAGACCGUUGGAGCAAGUUUGGAAGGAUCUUCUAUCCAUCGCCACAGAGCGGGUGGAGGUGACCUCUUUCUACUGGACAUUGACUGGAGAAGAUAUCAAUGUCAACUCAUCAUCUGACCUGUCUGGGAGGGACAUCCUCAAAGAGCUGGGGGAGCUACCGUCGAGGAAUGUUUCCGUCCGAGUGGUGACCAGUGUUCCCACCGUCAAAACAAACACCACUGACUUAAAGAUUUUAAAAGAAAAAGGUGUUCAGGUGAGAAGGGUGAACUUUGGGCGCCUGGCUAAAGGUGUUCUCCACAGCAAGUUCUGGAUCGUCGAUGGAAAACAUCUUUUCAUUGGAAGUGCCAACAUGGACUGGAGGGCUCUGACACAGGUGAAGGAACUUGGAGUUGUGGUCCACAACUGCUCUAGUCUGGCGAGAGACCUCCAUAAAAUCUUCCAGUCCUACUGGGUGAUGGGUCAGCCCAACAGCUCCCUGCCACAGCAGUGGCCUUCAAAGUUUGACACCAACAUCAACAAACAUCACCCUCUGCUGGUCAGACAGGAGAACAACUCCGGCGCAGUUUACAUUGCUGCUUCCCCACCCACGUUCUGCCCUUCAUCCAGAACUCAGGACCUGGAGGCCAUUCUUGGCACCAUCUCUGAAGCUCAGCACUUUAUUGACGUAGCUGUCAUGGAGUACUCCCCCACCGUUUGCUAUUUGAAGCCUCAGAAGUACUGGCCGUUCAUCGACGAUGCCAUCAGAACAGCAGCAUUUGAGAGGAGAGUGAAGGUCAGACUGCUGAUCAGCUGUGGGCGAGACUCUAAUCCAGCCAUGCUGCCCUUUCUCGAGUCUCUGGCUUCCAUACGUUCCUCCGAGUAUCACAUCAAUGUCCAGAUUAAAGUGUUCAUCAUCCCAGUAGGAAAUCAUUCCGGCAUCCCUUUUUCUAGAGUCAACCAUAACAAAUACAUGGUGACAGAUAAAACAGCUUAUGUUGGGACCUCCAAUUGGGCAGGAGACUACUUUCUGACCACAGCUGGAGUGAGUCUGGUGGUUUCCCAGCAUGCACAGAGUUCUGGCACACUGCGUGGUCAGCUGAAGGAGAUUUUUAACAGAGACUGGAACUCGGAAUUUGCGGUGAACUUGGCUGAUCUUGGACACCAUCCUGACUGUGCUCUAUCCAGAUGACUGAAGCUCCGAGGAAUUUUGACUUAGAACUGUUUUGUCUUUGAGAUGGCAGGAAACAUGGUUACAACAUCAUAGAUCAAUUUUUUCUUCUAAUUAUGUAUUUUUCGUUAAUAUCUGACUGCUUUGACAUAAUUUUUUAAAUAUAUUGUAAAAAAAGACUUCACUUAUACACAAUGUAUAUAAAAAUGUACUGGAUUUUGUUAAAAAUGUAUGUGACACCUUUAAUUGAAUAGCUGUACAGUGGUUUAAAAAUAUAAUGCAUAUAAGAAAAAUAAUAAUAAUAAAUAUGUGUCUGUAUCAAGAUUUAAAAAUGGAACCAAACAAA